Colossoma macropomum (tambaqui) is the source of this 1186-nucleotide messenger RNA. RefSeq names its product legumain-like. Gene Ontology annotation, biological process: vacuolar protein processing. NCBI's taxonomy places the organism in Eukaryota, Metazoa, Chordata, Actinopteri, Characiformes, Serrasalmidae. Gene Ontology annotation, molecular function: cysteine-type endopeptidase activity. The transcript has 12 exons. The annotation marks the transcript as partial. The record is from RefSeq and is a predicted model, not a curated record.
CUGCUCUUGAUAUCUGAAACAGGCAUCAGGCAAUGACACCGCUUCCAAAAUGAGUUGGAAAAAAGGUAAGCAGUGGGUUCUACUGGCUGCUGGAUCCAAAGACUGGAAAAAUUACAGACAUCAGGCGAAUGUCUGCCAUGCUUAUCAAAUGGUUCACCAUAAUGGCAUUCCAGAUGAGCAGGUUGUGGUGAUGAUGUAUGAUGAUAUAGCUUACCAUGAAGAAAACCCAUAUCCAGGAGAAAUAAUCAAUGAGCCUAACGGCCCAAAUGUUUACCCAGGAGUUCUGAAGGACUACACUGGAGAUGAUGUAUCCGCUCGUAACUUUCUAGCUGUGCUCCGUGGAGAUGAAGCAGGUGUUGACAAUAAGGCAAGAAGACCAAAAAAGGUCUUAAAAAGUGAUCAAAAUGAUACAAUUUUCAUCUAUCUGUCAGACCAUGGCAGUUCAGGACAAUUUGGCUUUCCCAAGAAACCUCUUUAUGCAUCUGACCUUGCUGGCACCGUAAAUAUGAUGUCCCGACACCAGCAGUUCUCAAAGAUGGUGAUUUACAUAGAAAGCUGUGAAUCUGGAUCAAUGAUUGAACAUCUCCCAGGAAACGUACAGGUUUAUGGAGUGUCUGCCUCCACUCCAUAUCAGUCCCACCAUGCCUGUUUUUAUGAUGAAGUCAGAUGUACAUUUCUUGCUGGUGAAUUCACUUCAUACUGGCUGUUACACUGCAAAAUGUCUGACCUCACUAGGACAACUUUCCAGGAUCAGUUUGAUUAUUUGAAGGAGAAGGUCAAAAAUUCUACACCUUGUCAAUACGGCAACAAUGAGCUUAGCAAACUCUUCAUCAGUGACUUUUUGGGCUGUCCUGACUCCAGAACUCAGGCAGAGCAUGCUAGUCGAGCUGAAAACUUCAAACUAACACAUCUCACCCCAUCCCAUGAAGUCCCACUGAUAAUUCUACAAAACCAAAUUCAGAGAGAAAAGCACCCUGACAAAAAGAGAGCUCUACAGAGAGAGUACGACAAGCUUCUGGGGAGAAGAAGUAGGAUCGAAAGGGCUGUGCAUAACAUUCUAAAGCUUACAUGCCCUGAACGAGGCCUCACAGUACUGGUAGAGAGACGUCCACUAAAUCGACUGGACGAUAUGAAAGAUGUAGCAGAGCAUUUCAGACAGACCUUCAGUAAGUGGCAUGAGGAGCAG